Molecule: messenger RNA, 1642 nt
Organism: Cyclopterus lumpus (lumpfish)
Lineage: Eukaryota; Metazoa; Chordata; Actinopteri; Perciformes; Cyclopteridae
Exons: 3
Coding region: 245-715 (156 amino acids)
Molecular function (GO): protein-disulfide reductase activity
Source: RefSeq, a predicted model, not a curated record
UUCCCUCGUGUUGUACUAUAGUAGCCUCCAGUGUGCACGCACGCGCGCGCAUUUAACGGUUCCAUGUUUUGCGUAACAUGAAAGAACUCCAAGGCAUUUUUAUGUGUAUCAUGGCAGGUGAAUUAUUAAUGUACAGGACAUCGAAAUGCUCCCUACAGAUGUUUGAGGCUCUUCUGUUUACAAUAGUUUCAGCCAUCAAUGUUGCUAUUUUGGGGGCUUUUUUCCCCCAGUCGGGUCCGCCUAAAUGCUCUGUCUGGGGUAUUUUUCCUCUGUAAGCUGCAGCGAGGAUUGCAACAGAUGCUGUUUUGCUUUUGGACACGGUAUUAAAUCGGUGCUGUAUGAUGGACUUUGUCCCAUAUGUGUGACGGAGAUCCAGUUCUUCCAGUUUCUGCAGAGAAACCGUCCGGUGAAAGUAGAUUUUGUUGACAUUUCCCUGCCAGUCUACUCUGGAGAGAAAUACAAGGAUGUCAGCUACGAGAUGGCCAUGGAGGAAAUGCAUGUGAUUGAUGAGAAAGACAAAGUUCAUCGUGGGAUACCAGCUUUUGCAGUCGUGUACGGAGUAGUUGGCCUCGGCUGGUUGGGUUGCCUCAUAAUGUGGUCGCCUGUGAGACCAUUCAUGGACAAGUCCUAUGCCAUCUUUGCCAGGAAUCGCUUAAAGUGGACCGGGCGUGGGGGAGAGUGCACCAAAGGACACUGUGAAAAGAAAAAGCAUUGAUUCCAGGCCGCAGAAAAUGUUUAAAUGUUUAGUUGUGUCAUAUCUGUCCAUUUAUCUUUAACCGUUUAUCCUGUUCAAGUUUGCGUGGGCGCUGGAGCCGAUCCCAGCUGAUAUGGGGCGAAGGCCCACAAUCAGCCCAUCGCAGGGCUUGUUUUUGUGUUUAAGUUAACUGACCGUUAGGAACUAGAUAAAUACCACUCGGUCUGUCUGGUUACCACUCAAUUUAUUAUUAUUAAUGGAAAGGUUUAGAAGUUGUUUGCUGAAGGUUAAGCCUUAUUAAAUGUGUAUACUUCAAAGCCAUUAUUUGAUGCAGAAUAUCUUUACUUGUAAAACUGUAAGUUUGGUUAAACAUGCUUAAAUUAAAUGGAAGAAAACAUUAACUUUAUUACUGUCACUUUAAUUCUGUGACGGAGAUUUACAAUAUAAGAACAGUUUAAUAACACAAUCUUCUGGAGCUUUUGGAGUUCUGUGUUCAAUAAUGUUUUAUUCUAAUUGUUUUAAAACUCUGAGCUGUUUCUUUUAACAUGACCACUGGUAAAAUGACUGAGGUUAACCCUAACACAUUACGGCGCAUAGAAAAAGUUAUAAUGCAAACGUCAGAGGGUAAUGGUGUACGAUGUCCAACACUCAUAAUAUGGCAAAUAUACAGAAAGUGAUAGAAAAGUUUAGUCAUAUAGUUCCUGUUGCACGGAAUCUCAGAUUGAGGUGCAUUCAAAACCGGAUAGAGAACAAGACCAUCAAGAAGCCACUAGAUGUCAUCGUAAAUCUACAAUAAUCUCCCUUGAGGGAAGUUGCUCCUCUUGUACUCUGCUGUAAGGCAGUCGGGAUUAUUUGCCGGAUCAUGAUCGGGCUGUAAUGAUGGGUGAAAUCUUUAUCUAACCGUCCUCACAGUAAAGGAAAUAAAACAUUACAACAGUUUGCAAGUUA